Panicum virgatum (switchgrass) is the source of this 1170-nucleotide messenger RNA. Its product is annotated as L-type lectin-domain containing receptor kinase SIT2-like. The transcript has a single exon. The record is from RefSeq and is a predicted model, not a curated record. NCBI's taxonomy places the organism in Eukaryota, Viridiplantae, Streptophyta, Magnoliopsida, Poales, Poaceae. Gene Ontology annotation, molecular function: protein kinase activity; ATP binding. The annotation marks the transcript as partial. Gene Ontology annotation, biological process: protein phosphorylation. Gene Ontology annotation, cellular component: plasma membrane.
CCGGUGCUGAACAUCUCGUCGCUGCCGGCCUUGCCGCCGAGCGGGCCCAAGCCACGGUCCAAGGUGCUGGAGAUCGUGCUGCCCAUAGCGUCGGCGGCCGUGGUCCUCGCCGUGGGCGCCGCUGCCUACGCCUUGGUGCGGCGGCAUCUCCGGUACUCGGAGGUCGUCGAGGACUGGGAGGCCGACUUCGGGCCGCACCGCUUCUCCUACAAGGACCUGUUCCAGGCGACCAAGGGGUUCGGCGACACCAACCUUCUUGGGGCAGGAGGCUUCGGGAGCGUCUACAAGGGCGUGCUCCGCAAGCCCGCCAUGGAGAUCGCCGUGAAGAGGGUGUCCAACGAGUCGAGGCAGGGGAUGAAGGAGUUCAUCGCCGAGGUCGUGAGCAUGCGUCGGCUGCGCCACCGCAACCUCGUGCAGUUGCUCGGCUAUUGCCGGCGCAAGGGGCAGCUUCUCCUGGUCUACGAUUGCAUGUCAAAUGGUAGCCUGGACAAGUACCUCCACAACGACCCUAGCAAGGGUAGUGGUACACUGGAUUGGCCCCAGAGACUCCACAUCAUCCGGGGAGUGGCUUCGGGGCUGUCAUACCUCCAUGAAGAUUGGGAGCAAAUCGUCAUCCAUCGAGAUGUCAAGGCAAGCAACGUGCUCCUGGAUGACCAGAUGAACGGGAGGUUAGGGGACUUCGGCCUGGCGAGGCUUUACGACCAUGGAUCGGAUGCGAGGACCACACAUGUGGUCGGCACCAUGGGAUACCUAGCCCCUGAACUAGGGCACACCGGCAAGGCAACCCCUUCGACCGACGUCUUCGCCUUCGGGGCAUUCGUUCUGGAGGUCACCUGCGGCCGGAGACCAAUUGAGCAAGACGAGGGGAACAACCGCGUCAUGCUCGUGGAUUGGGUUGCCGAGCAUUGGCGCAAUGGUUCCAUCACUAAGGCAGCCGACACCAGGAUGCUAAUAAACGGCAGGCUUAAUCUUGACGAGGUUUCUCUAGUGCUCAAGCUUGGGCUUCUGUGCUCGCACCCACUCCCCAACAGAAGGCCAACCAUGCGGCAAGUCAUGCAGUACCUCGUCGGCAUACCUCAGUUCGACCAUGCUGGAGUGGAUGCACAGCCCGGAGUUGACCACGAAUGUAAUGUCAUAUGUUUCCUCCACUAUGUAAAAACACCUUAUUAG